Adineta steineri is the source of this 417-nucleotide messenger RNA. Lineage: Eukaryota; Metazoa; Rotifera; Eurotatoria; Adinetida; Adinetidae. The record is from the annotation of a GenBank genome assembly.
AUGAUGGACAAUGAUUACGUGAAUAGAUCACAACAAGAGCCACCACCGCCUUACCAUAUUAUAAUUCAACAGCCGACGUACCAUCCACAAGCUUUCGAACAGGGUCCUUUGCCACAUGCUACCUAUCCAACUCCAGCUAACAAUUUUGGACCUCAAUAUAUGGGACCAUCUUAUCCAUCCUAUCCGCCUCCGCCUAAUAUGUAUGGUCAUCAUUACAUGGGACCAUCUCCAACAGGUACCGCUCCACAGCCUAUCUAUAUCAUACAGCAACAACCGCAACAGUCACAACCGGUAAUAACACAAAUGGUCACAGUUCAACAGAGAACAAGUGAUGGAUGCUGCUGCUUAAUUUGUCUUCUCACGGGCGGAUUGAAUAUUCCAUGCUGGAUUGCUAGUUGUCUUGGUUGCUGCGAUUGA